Acanthosepion pharaonis is the source of this 1548-nucleotide messenger RNA. The record is from the annotation of a GenBank genome assembly. NCBI's taxonomy places the organism in Eukaryota, Metazoa, Mollusca, Cephalopoda, Sepiida, Sepiidae.
AUGCUAGACUUUGUAUGCGCGCGCAUUUUUUCUCACGUCCGGUUUCUUCCUUCCUUUCUCCCUCCCCUUCUUUUCCUUAAAAUAGCUAUUCUACAUUCUUUCAAUUCUUCUUCUUCUUCUUCUUCUUCUUCGUCUUCCUCUUCUUCUUCUUCGUCUUCUUCUUCUUCUUCUUCUUCUUCGUCUUCUUCUUCUUCUUCGUCUUCUUCUUCUUCUUCCCAUAACAUCCUUCGCCUCCUCCAUAGCUUCCGACAUUCUUCCUCCUUUCUCUUUAUUCUUUUUCCUCUUCUUUCUUUUCUCUUACUUCUUAUUUUAUCUCCCUUCAUUUCAAUCUUUUUUCUCUUCUUUCUUCUUUAUCCUCCUAUUUCACCCAUUCGUGCAAUAUUAUAUUUUAUAUUUCUCUUUCGCAAAUAUUUUACCAAUUUCUUUCUUUCUUUCUUUCUUUCUUUCUUUCUUUCUUUCUUUUCCUUUCAUUUCUUUCUGUUCUUUCUUUCUUUACACUUUCUUCCUUUCUUCGUUCCUUCUUUCUUUGUUUCUUUGUUUCUUUCUAUUUCUUACUCCAAUCUUUCUAUCUUUCUUUCUUUCAUUCUUGUUUUUUUCUUUCUUUCUUUCUUUCUUUCUUUCUUUCUUUCUUUCUUUCUGUUACGCUCAUCUUUCUUUCUUUCAUUCUUUCUUUCUCUCUUUCUUUUCUUUCUUUCUUUCUUUCUUUUUUUUGCAACAAUCUUUCUUUCUUUCUUUCUAGUUAUCGUUCUUUUUCUCUCAUUUUUCUUUUCCUUUCGUCUUUUUUAUAUUUCUAUCAUGUUUUUUUUUCUUUCGCCAAUAAUUUACCAAUUUCUUUCUUUCUUUCUUUCUUUCUUUCUUUUUGUUACUCCAAUCUUUCUUACUUUCUUUCUUUUUGUCAAUCCAUUCUUUCUUUCUUUCUUUCUUUCUUUCUUUCUUUUUGUUACUCCAAUCUUUCUUUCUUUCUGUUAUGCAAAUCUUUCUUUCUUUCUUUCUUUAUGUAUGUAUGUAUGUAUGUAUGUACUUUAUCUUUCUUCCUGGUUGUACUUCUUUCUUUCUUUUCCUUCUUUCUUUCUUUAUUUCUUUCUUUCUUUUACUCCAAUCGUUCUUUCUUUUUUUCUGUUACUCCUAUCUUUCUUUCUUUCUUUUUUUCUUUCUUUCUUAAAUCCAGCAUUACUCUCUUCAUUCAUUCUUUCUUUCUUUCUUUCUUUCUUUCUGUUACGCCAAUCUUUCUUUCUUUCUUUCUGUUACUCCUAUCUUUCUUUCUUUCUUUCUUUCUUUCUUUCUUUCUUUCUUUCUUUCUUAAAUCUAGCAUUACUCUCUUCAUUCAUUCUUUCUUUCUUUCUUUCUUUCUUUCUGUUACGCCAAUCUUUCUUUCUUUCUUUUUUUUUCUGUGUGUAUACAUUAUGUACUUUUUCUUUCUUCCUGUUUGUAAUUCUUUCUUUCUUUCUUUCUGCAUGUAUGUAUGUAUGUACUUUAUUUUUCUUCCUGGUUGUACUUCUUUCUUUCAUUCUUUCUUUCUUUCUUUCUUUCACCUCUCUUUCUUCCUAG